AUGACAUCCGUAAAGGCCAGAUUAGAAGCAGUAGAGGCUGGAAUUCUUGUUCCAUUUCCUCAACCUGAAUUUUCACCCAUGUUGAUAGCCUGUUCUGUUUCAUACCCCCAAUUCGCCACAGAAUCCCCACUGCAGCAUUCCCAACCCGAAACAUCAACCCUCGCCGACACACAGCCAACACCACUAACGCCAACUCACCUUCCGCAAACUCUACCGAGCAUCUCACCAAUAAGUGUAUACAGCCUACCAGACGAAACCGCAGUUAAGCUCAAGGAAAGCAGAAUGAAGUCAACAACACGAAAGAAGUAUACACAGAAAUGCUUAGGGGAGAUUUUUACUCAAGAUGAAAUUGUUGCCUCGAACUUGAGUGGCACCAAGGAUAAACAGAAGUAA
This is a messenger RNA of Porites evermanni, 393 nucleotides long. The record is from the annotation of a GenBank genome assembly. Lineage: Eukaryota; Metazoa; Cnidaria; Anthozoa; Scleractinia; Poritidae.